Messenger RNA from Nilaparvata lugens (brown planthopper), 606 nucleotides. Its product is annotated as kazrin-like. The coding region runs from base 1 to 591 and encodes 196 amino acids. The transcript is spliced from 4 exons. Gene Ontology annotation, molecular function: protein binding. The record is from RefSeq and is a predicted model, not a curated record. Lineage: Eukaryota; Metazoa; Arthropoda; Insecta; Hemiptera; Delphacidae.
AUGUGUACUCCGAACCACUUGCAGGUGCUGUUGGAGCUAUCAGACGUUGAGCUAGAGUGUGGCCUGGGCAUCAGCCAUCCGAUGCAUCGCAAGAAGCUGAGACUAGCCAUAGAGGAACAUAGACAACCUGGUCUGGUCAGGUAUCCGCCCAUAGCACAACUGGGACACACAUGGGUGUCUUCUGAAUGGCUGCCUGAUCUCGGAUUGGCUCAGUACUCGGAAAAUUUUGCGGCCAACAUGGUCGACGCUCGAAUGCUGGACAACUUGAGCAAAAAAGAGUUGGAAAAGUUUCUGGGUGUGACAAGGAAAUUCCAUCAGGCCUCCAUUGUGCACGGCAUACAUCUGCUCAGGAUGAUGAAAUACGAUCGACAGGCGUUGGCAGUACGCAGACACCAGUGUGAGACCAUAGAUGCAGAUCCACUAGUUUGGACUAAUCAGCGUUUCAUUAGAUGGGCGCGAAACAUUGACCUGGGGGAGUAUGCUGAUAACUUGAAAGACAGCGGUGUUCACGGCGCACUGGUUGUGUUGGAGCCCUCUCUGAACGGUGACACCAUGGCGACCGCCCUCGGCAUUCCUCCUCGCGUCACAUGAUCAGACGACACCUGA